AUGUAUAUCGUUACUGGAUUCCUGCUAGGUACACCAGGUCAGUUGAUUAAUGAUGCUGUAUUGGACACCGGAUCUUCUGAUUUGGUUGUAUCGAAGUCAACAUUCAAUCCUAAAAAAUCCAAAAGUCUAAAGUUUACAGGAGUGAAUGCAGACACUGGCUACUACACAACCAAUACAAUUAAGCUUCAGCAAGUAGUGGACGUUGUUAAAACUAAGGACUGGAGUGUUGGGAAACUAAAAUUCGGAUAUACGUCAGAAAGUUAUCUCGAUUCAUAUUUCGGAAUAGUAGGUGUUGGAUAUGAUACUGACGAAGCUUUCGACAAAUAUGAAAAUCUACCCGUUAGGUUAAAAAGUACAGGUGUUACACAUACUAAUAUCUACAGUAUAUACGGAAAAGGGCUGAGUCCCUCAAUCACUUUCGGGGGUGUUGACACUUCAGUGUAUGAAGCUCCACUUAUUAAGACUCCAGUCGCUCUUGAGAUGGGCCCCAAUGCCACAAGAAAGUAUUACAACGUGUUAGCAGUGACUGUGAACUCAGCAAAACUUAACGGCAUUAUUAUCUCAAAUGAGAGAUUAAUCUAUGCUAUUGACUCAGGUUCUAACGUAUUUGCAAGUUCGCAGCCAAUAAUAGAUAACAUUUGCACAUUACUAGGAGAUUUCAAAGUCUAUAAUGAUACCAAAUAUUUCUUAUAUUCCACUGUCAAGGCAAAUAGCUUAUCCUUCGACAUAACUGGAUUUAUAAUAUCUAUUCCAAUGCUCGAAAUUGUUGAUGAUAUUAAAGUGGUUGAUAAUAAGAAAUAUGCUAGUCUCAGAAUGUACCCAGUCGAAAUCGGUACUGAUAGCUAUGAAGGAGCGUUACCUAACGCAGUACUUAAAUAUUAUUACACGGUUUAUGACUUAGAAGCCAAUAGUAUCUUUUUUGCUCCUUACAAAAAAGAUCCUACGCUGUCGAGUCCAAGAGCCAUUUUGGAUGCAAAUUCGUAUCCCAUAGCAACACAGAAUGCUCCGAAUUAUGAAAAAACAUAUACUUCAUUUUACCAAAAUAAAUACGAAACUACAAUUGGGACAACCACCUCAGCAUCUUCCAGUACCAAAGUGUGUCAUUCCAAACGUAAAGUUUAG
Priceomyces carsonii is the source of this 1122-nucleotide messenger RNA. It is a transcript of the gene SAP30, whose product is annotated as aspartyl protease SAP30. Gene Ontology annotation, cellular component: fungal-type vacuole. The record is from RefSeq and is a predicted model, not a curated record. The transcript has a single exon. The coding region runs from base 1 to 1122 and encodes 373 amino acids. Gene Ontology annotation, molecular function: aspartic-type endopeptidase activity. Lineage: Eukaryota; Fungi; Ascomycota; Pichiomycetes; Serinales; Debaryomycetaceae.